Ostertagia ostertagi is the source of this 699-nucleotide messenger RNA. NCBI's taxonomy places the organism in Eukaryota, Metazoa, Nematoda, Chromadorea, Rhabditida, Trichostrongylidae. The record is from the annotation of a GenBank genome assembly.
AUGCUUGAUUCCACCGUACUCGAUGGCAUUGGUUGGAAAGUAACAGGCGAUUUUGUCGCGCCCGAAUCGCACAAGCGGGGGCCAUUUUAUCCACGAUUCUCACAAUGUACUGUUACUUCGCAGCUAAACAAUGGUAUAAUGGAAGAGGGUGUUCCAAUUGGUGGUAUCGGAUGUGGAUCGAUAGGUACGGAUUUUCGUGGUGCUUUCAAUAAGUUUUCACUUUUACCGGGUAUUAAAGAGCAGUUUACAGAAAACAUCAAAGCUAACCAGUUUAUUCUCACUGUACAUUCGUCCGACGGAAAGGAAUUUAUUUACCAAACGCUUCUAUCUGCGGCCGACUUUGAUGAUUCUACGUUGUCUGACUGGUGCUCUCACGUUAAUGGCGAAGAUAUCAGAUAUCGAGGCCUUUUUCCUCGCGCAUGGCGUGAAUUCCGGAUAGCUGACCUUGACUUGACACUUAUAUGUGAACAGAUUUCGCCAAUUAUUCCACAUAAUUAUGAGGACAGCUCCUUUCCAGUUUGCAAUUUCUACUGGACCAUUAUAAAUGAAUCAAAAAACGAUUAUUCGAUAUCACUAACAUUCACGUUCCGGAACGGUACUGGAAAUCCAAAAUGGGACAAUGAAUCUGAGUGCGAAGCUAAUGAGUUGACGACGAAGUCCGCAGCGGGAAUGACAUUGAGCCAUUCAAUCAACUCGAUG